Molecule: messenger RNA, 507 nt
Organism: Leptosomus discolor (cuckoo roller)
Lineage: Eukaryota; Metazoa; Chordata; Aves; Leptosomiformes; Leptosomidae
Source: RefSeq, a predicted model, not a curated record
AUGAAACUGAGUGUGGGGAUAUUUUUUGGAGGCUUCUUUGCAGCUCUGGGGGUUUUGCUUUUUUUGGUGGCAUUUGGAACUGAUUAUUGGCUUCUUGCUACAGAAAUAGGAAGGUGUUCAAAAGCAGCUGAAGAUGCUGGGGGGGAGAAGGCCACUUUUCAUCAUGAAGGUUUCUUCUGGAGGUGCUGGUUUAAUGGAAAUGUAGGAGAGAAUAAUGCCAGCAUGUGGAAUUUCUGGUAUACUAACCAGUCACCUUCUAAGAAUUGUACACAUGCUUACCUGUCACCUUUUCCUCUUAUCCGAGAUGAACACAACUCAACCUCCAAUGACUCUGCAAUCAUUUAUCGAGGUUUCUGGACAGUUCUUAUGCUCCUGGGAGUGCUCACUAUUGUGAUGGCUAGUUUUUUCAUCAUCUGUGCAGCUCCUUUUGCCAGCCACAUUCUGUACAAAGCAGGAGGAGGCUUUUUCAUCAUUGCUGGUGGGUAUACUGUUUGCUCAGUCAAUUAA